Messenger RNA from Vairimorpha ceranae, 795 nucleotides. RefSeq names its product mrna capping enzyme. NCBI's taxonomy places the organism in Eukaryota, Fungi, Microsporidia, Nosematidae. The coding region runs from base 1 to 795 and encodes 264 amino acids. The record is from RefSeq and is a predicted model, not a curated record. The transcript has a single exon. Gene Ontology annotation, biological process: 7-methylguanosine mRNA capping. Gene Ontology annotation, molecular function: mRNA 5'-cap (guanine-N7-)-methyltransferase activity. Gene Ontology annotation, cellular component: nucleus.
AUGAAUAUAAAAGAGCAUUACAAUAAAUUAGUAAAGAACAAACAAGAUAGACACAAAUCUGCAGUGGCAAAUAUUCGAUAUGCUAAUAAUUUUAUAAAAGCCAUUUUUAUUAGAAUGUACGCUAAACAAAAGAUGCUGGUUCUAGAUUUAGGAUGCGGAAAAGGUGGAGAUCUUAAGAAGUUUGAUAAUGCAAAAAUAUCUGAAUAUUACGGUCUUGAUAUUGCGGAAGUAUCAGUUUACGAUGCAAGAAAGCGGCAUAAUGAUUCAGAAAACACUUUUAGGGCCUAUUUUGAUAAUUUAGAUGUUUACAAUACACCAUUUGACUUAAAAAAAGAAUUUGAUUUAAUUUCAUGCCAGUUUAGCCUGCACUACGCUUUUUCGUCACAAAAGUCUCUUGAAAUUACCGUGCGGAAUAUCAAUAAACAUUUAAGAAUUGGAGGAUAUUUUAUUUUUACUGUACCAAAUAAAGAUGAGAUAUUGUACAGAUAUAAUAAAGGGAUUUUAAAAAACGAAUUUUAUAAAAUUAGAUACGAUGGAACAGGAAAUUUUUAUUAUUUCACUUUGAAAGAUUGUGUCAAUGACUGCAUUGAAUAUUUUGUCGAUAUGAAAUUGUUAAAAGAACUGUUAGAAUUUUACAAUAUAAAAAUGGUAAGAAGAGAAUUUUUUGAUGACUUUUAUUUUCGUUCGAUUGCUGAAAAUAGAGAAUUGGCUAAACGGAUGAAAUGUGGAGAAUUACGCAAAGAAGAAAUAGAAGUAAUCAGUCUUUAUGAAUUUUGUGUAUUUAAAAAAUUUUAA